AUGCAACCAGCUUGGCAAUUAAGCGGUCAAUUUGAAGGGGAUAUCAUUUUAACGCCACGUGCUAAAUCAAGAAAUAAUAGAAAUAAAAUAUGGCCAAAUCGAACUGUACCAUAUAUGUUUCGUGAUGGUGGAAAAUAUACUAAGAAACAAAAACGUCUCAUUAAAUCCGCAUUAAAACAAUUCCAGAAGAAAACUUGUAUCACAGUUCGAUCUUAUAAACCAGGGGAUAGAGAUUACAUUGCCAUUACGGCUAACGAUGAUGGUUGUUAUUCGUCUGUAGGCAGAGAAGGUGGAGAACAGCAAACAAAUUUACAGCCGCAUGUUAUAGGAAAAGGAUGUAUGAGACAAGGUUCUAUAAUUCAUGAGUUUUUACAUAUUUUAGGAUUUUUACAUGAGCAUGGCGAUCCUAAUCGAGAUUCUUAUAUUCAAAUUAGAACCGAAAAUAUUGACAGAGAAGCUACAAUUAACUUUGUCAAGUACUCACCGGAAGUUUAUAAUGAUUUCGGUGCGGGCUACGAUUAUCGUAGCCUAAUGCAUUAUAAUGCAUUUGCUUUCACAAACAAUUCUAAAAAAACUAUUAUCGCACCAAAUUAUAUUGGACAACGUGCUGGAUUUAGUACUAAGGAUAUAAUAAAACUGAAUCGAAUGUAUGGUUGUGAUUCGAAUUGGUCUCCGAGAAAUUGA
Chrysoperla carnea is the source of this 684-nucleotide messenger RNA. Its product is annotated as seminal metalloprotease 1-like. The transcript has 4 exons. Bases 1 to 684 code for a protein of 227 amino acids. Lineage: Eukaryota; Metazoa; Arthropoda; Insecta; Neuroptera; Chrysopidae. Gene Ontology annotation, biological process: proteolysis. The record is from RefSeq and is a predicted model, not a curated record. Gene Ontology annotation, molecular function: zinc ion binding; metalloendopeptidase activity.